Molecule: messenger RNA, 1815 nt
Organism: Brassica napus (rape)
Lineage: Eukaryota; Viridiplantae; Streptophyta; Magnoliopsida; Brassicales; Brassicaceae
Product: AFP homolog 2-like
Exons: 4
Coding region: 295-1575 (426 amino acids)
Biological process (GO): negative regulation of DNA-templated transcription; jasmonic acid mediated signaling pathway
Cellular component (GO): nucleus
Source: RefSeq, a predicted model, not a curated record
AACAUGCCAUUGUGAGUAUCGAGUGUGUGUAAAAAAAACAAACAAAUUGAAUAAAUAAGAUUAGGAAAUAAAAGAACACACGAGAUUCACAUGGGAAAAAAAAAAACGAAAGUAGUCAUAGCCUGAGUCCCCAAUCGCUGCAAGGAGCUACGUUCUAGGGUCAUCUCCUUCCCAGCUUCAGGGCGGUUCUACUUGCUUGCACUGUUCUUUUCAAUGGUUUCGUCCCUAAGAUGACAGUCAAGGCUGCUGAGGAUAUUCUAAACAUCUGUUAAGCUGUUCGGAGUUACUUAAAAAAUGGAUGAUGAUAAUGGGCUUGAGCUCAGCUUGGGUCUCUCUUGUGGAGGAUCUUUAGCUAAGGGUAACGCUGGGAGCUCCUCGGAGAAGCACAUAGUAGAAGGAGGAGAUAGAAGUGCUAAAGUGAUUGAUGACUUCAAGAACUUCCUUCAUCCAACUUCUCAGAGACCAGCUGAGCCGAGUUCUGGUUCCCAGAGUCAGAGAAGCGAUUCUGGUCAACAAAAACCUCCACAGAAUUUCUUUAAUGAUCUCUCCAAGGCUCCUACCGCUGACGCUGAAGCUUCCACGAAACCUUUGUGGGUGGAGGAUGAGACAACACGACAAGAAGCAGGAAACAAAAGAAAGUUUGGGUUCCAGGGGAUGAACGAUGAGAAGAAGAAGAAAGAGAAAGACUCCUCACAUGUUGAUAAGCAGGAGAAGAAGACUAAAGCAUCCCAUGUUUCAAACGCCACAGAUGAAGGAUCAACAGCUGAAAACGAAGAUGUAGCAGAAUCUGAAGUAGGUGGUGGUGGUUCUUCCUCCAACCUCGCUAAGCAGGUGGCUCGUCCUACCGCUGAUACAAACGUUGUGGACAACUUAGCCGGUCAAAGGAAGAACAGCCAUGGCGCUGAAGAGUUUACCACAGUCCGUAACACGAGUUACAACACCAAACCAUUCACUGCUCAUCCACAGAAUGUCGUCACUGGUUUACCUUAUUCUUUACCGGCAAAAGAGUCUGGACAACAUGCAGCAGGUACAAGUCUAACGCAACCUACUGCUAAUGCUGGGAAUAAUCUCCCAGCUAUGUUCGGAUACUCACCGGUUCAGCUCCCUAUGCUGGAUAAGGAUGGUUCAGGCGGCAUUGUCUCGCUUUCUCAGUCUCCAUUCGCCGGAAGAGUCCCAUCAAACUCGGAAGCUACUGCUAAAGGCGAGGGAAAACAGCCUGUUGCAGAAGAAGACUCAUCAGAGGAUGCAUCAGAACGACUGGCAGCAGACAACAACAACAUUAGUAAUGCUUUCUCUUUCGACUUCUCCGCCAUAAAACCUGGAAUGGCAGCGGAUGUGAAGUUUGGAGGAUCUGGUGCACGUCCUAACCUGCCCUGGGUCUCUACCACUGGUUCAGGCCCGCACGGUCGAACAAUCUCGGGUGUUACGUACCGGUACAAUGCAAACCAGAUCAAAAUCGUAUGUGCUUGCCAUGGCUCACACAUGUCGCCGGAGGAGUUUGUCAGGCAUGCAAGCGAGGAGUAUGCUAGCCCGGAGUCAUUUAUAGGAAUGACUGCUGCCUCGGCUCAUACCUGAAAGUCGCCGGAGAAGUCAGAAGUGUCUUAUAUCUUUGUAAACAAAUGGAAGAAGAGGGGUUUCUUUUCGGAAGAUAUACUCUAAGGCCAAAGUUUUAUUGGAGCUUUCCACUAUGUUACUGUAAUCUCUCUGUUUCUUUUGUUCCUCGUUUCAGCUUUCAUCACUUUUGUGUAUUACCAUUUAGUUUUGUAAGAUUCUUCUCUUUGUUUUUGGGUUCAAAUAAAUACUGUAUUCUGAGAA